UCGAACCCAGAAUCUCUGGUUCCGUAGACCAGCGCCUUAUCCAUUGGGCCAUGGAGUCCUCGCGUGCUCUGUGAGUUCAGAGAAUUUUAUUUAUAUGUGAUCAUUUGCACGUUGGUGUCACGGAGUUUGAAAAGUAGCUGAAAUGAAAUGAAAAGAAAGGAAAAUGGGAUAAUAAUAAGAAAUGGAAGCAGACUAGAAAGAGUCGGUUACACGAUACCCUUUGUUUCCUUCAUCUCUAAUUCUAGCUCCCAGCCUGACCUGGACGCUUCAAUCCUCUAGAAUGGUAUGUAUUGUUUUGUCAAUGGUGUUGUUUCUGGCUAUUUUUGGAUAGCAGAAGCUGCAGAAGUGAGAGGGAAUGGGAAUGGAAUCAAAUGAUUUACACAUAUCAUUGUUUUUUUCUGCAUAUCCCAAGUAAAGAAAAAAGGGGCUUUUUGAGGGGUUGUGACCGUCUGAUGAUUCUCCUCCAAUAAAUGGGUCGACACUCGCUUCGUAGUAAAGCAGUCCACUUUGUUUCUGAUCUCACCACUGGCCUUCUCAAUCCUAUUUCUGACAAAUCUUCAAAGCCUCCUGUAAGUCUUCUCGAACAUGCUGCCGUGAAAGCUUCGCUUGUUGUUAAACGUUUGAUCACCUUUUUUUAUUUCCCAUGCCUUGGUCAUCGGUCGGGGACCCGUUACGAAUUAGAUGUUCUGUGUUCAAAAUUUGUGUUUUCUGCUCUUGGGUUUUGUGGGUUUCGAUGUUCUGUGGUUCUGUGUUUCAGUUUUGGGAGUUUGCUACUAGGGUUUAUGGAUGGUGUGAUUGAGCCAAAAAGAAGUCAACAGGAGACGAUUGCAGAAGAGGGUAAUGAGGAUUUGGUUGAUGGACCUGAUACAUCUUCUUUUUCUGCGUUCCUUUAUUCCCUAUUGUCUUCAGAGCCUGGUUCAAACUCUGAAGGGCAUACUGAGCAUGAAAGGGAAGUGGGUGAAGUACCAUCUAACACUGCAAUGAGAGAAAGUGGUGCAAAGAAAAGCUUAUUUUCAAAGGGGAAACAAACCCUGGGGAAAGUUAUGUACCAAGCUGUGAGAAUUGGUGGAUUUAGAAAUCAAGGAUCAGAUCGCAGGGGCAAAUGUGAUACAAUAACUGAUGAUGGAAAUGGCUCUAAACUUGAUGGAGUUGAAUUGGGGCCUAUGCAGACUACAAAUGAGCAUGUGCUUUGUAUGGACCUACCAGAAAUUUCAGAGCCUUCAUUUCUUCUUUCGGAGAGAACAAGAGGUGCUCUUUAUGUUUCACUUCCAGCACUUAUUCAGGACAGAAAAUGGGUAUUGCUGUACAGUACAUGGAGACAUGGGAUAUCACUUUCAACCCUUUACAGAAGAAGCAUGCUUUGGCCUGGCCUCAGUUUGCUGGUUGUUGGGGACUCUAAAGGUGCAGUAUUUGGCGGCUUAGUUGAGGCACCUUUAAGACCAAACAACAAGAAAAAAUAUCAGGGCACAAAGGAUACAUUUGUUUUCACAAAUAUACCUGGUCAUCCUGUCAUAUUUCGCCCUACUGGGGUAAACCGCUACUUCACUUUGUGCUCCACUGAAUUCCUAGCACUGGGCGGGGGUGGCCACUUUGCCCUUUAUUUGGAUGGUGAUCUAUUGAAUGGAUCAAGUUCGGUGUCAGAAACAUAUGGCAACCCUUGUCUUGCCCACUCAGAAGACUUUGAAGUCAAGGAGGUUGAGUUGUGGGGCUUCGUAUAUGGUUCAAAGUACGAGGAAGUAGUUGCCUUAAGCCGAACUGAAGCACCUGGAAUUUGCAGAUGGUGAAAUCUUCAAGAGCGAAGAAAAUCUCAAUUCAGAGUGCUGAUUGGACGCCUGUGUGAAUCUGCAGGUUGGGUUUCCCUUCAAAUGCUGGAUACUGACCCAGCUAAUAACUCAAAAGUUAAAAAUUGUUGUAUAUAUCAAAAAUAUUGCCUCAAUAUAUUUUGUUACCCUAAUGCCUCAUGCAUCCUAAUGUGUAUAUAGUAAGAGAACUAAUAUACGCUACCCCACUUGCCAGUUUUGUUUUGGGUAUAAAUUGAAUUGGGAAGAAACAAACUUAACAAGA
Molecule: messenger RNA, 2064 nt
Organism: Vitis vinifera (wine grape)
Lineage: Eukaryota; Viridiplantae; Streptophyta; Magnoliopsida; Vitales; Vitaceae
Exons: 8
Coding region: 471-1784 (437 amino acids)
Source: RefSeq, a predicted model, not a curated record